Molecule: messenger RNA, 744 nt
Organism: Malassezia japonica
Lineage: Eukaryota; Fungi; Basidiomycota; Malasseziomycetes; Malasseziales; Malasseziaceae
Gene: ssb2
Product: Replication factor A protein 2
Exons: 5
Coding region: 1-744 (247 amino acids)
Biological process (GO): DNA replication; nucleotide-excision repair; double-strand break repair via homologous recombination
Cellular component (GO): nucleus; chromosome, telomeric region; DNA replication factor A complex
Molecular function (GO): single-stranded DNA binding
Source: RefSeq, a predicted model, not a curated record
AUGGAAGGCUAUUCGGAAAAUCCGUUUGGGCAGAACUAUUCUACUGGCGGUGGAAACACGGGCGGUUUCUUCGGCGGCGCGAACGGCAGCCAGGAGGGGGGUCGUCGCGUCGGCACCAACUCGCUGCGCCCCGUGACGAUUCGCCAGGUGCUCAACGCGUCGCAGCCGCACUCGGAUGCGCCCUUUACCUUUGACGAUGCGGAGCUGAGCCAGGUGACGCUUGUCGCGUGGAUCCAAAACAUUGCGCGCAACGCGACCAAUGUCUCGUACACGCUCGACGACGGCACGGGCCAGCUCGACGUGCGCCAGUGGAUCGACAACUCGGCGGAUGAAGGCGCGAAGGUCGACGAGUUCCAAACAAACGAGUUUGUGCGCAUCCUCGGCGAGAUCAAGUCGUUCAACAACAAGCGCAGCGUGACGGCGGCGUCCAUCUCGCGUCUGGAGGACGGCAACGAGUACCUGUACCACCAGCUCGAAGUAAUCUACACGCACCUUCAGCUGACCAAGGGCGGCUCGUCGACCAAGCCCUCGGCCGGUGGCCACGAAGCGUCUGCGUACGACGACACGUCGGCCGCUGCGGCGGACAGCACGUCGACGGACCUGUCGCGCCUUGCGCCGCUCCAACGCCGUAUCUACCAGGCGAUCGCCGCCGAGGCGCCCGACUGGCCGGAAGGCGUGGACGUCGCGCAGAUCCUUGCGCGGAACAAGAGCACGGAUCCUGCGCAGGUGCAGUACGUGCUAUAA